AUGGUGCAUUUUCAGAUAUACAAUGAACGCUUCCAGUGUUUUGUGGACCUGGACGAUGACACAGAAAUUAAGGAUGGAGCAAAAAUCAAUUUGCUUGUCUGCAAAGACACUGAGCAACCAAUAGCAGAAAAACAGCCAAACAUAGGGCUUCAGGACCUACACCAAGUGGGCGGCGCACAAAGUUCAUCAAAGGAGGUGGACAAGUAUGUGUUGCCUCAAGUGCCAGUCGACAUUGCAGUGGAGCUAAAAACAGUGAGAAAAGGGGAUGUUCCGGACCGGUUGAGGAGGAGAAUUGUAGACUGGAUUUUCUACGAUUUAUCAUCACAUGGAAUGUACCCAAAAAGGAUUUACACUGCCGCAGCAAGGACCCUGGUGGCUUCAUACCCACAGUUGAAUGACAGCUCGGACACUGGCUAUUUUUCAUGGCUGCUAUCUCUGAAAAACAAGUUUAAGAACGUUCGGAAACGGAUGCCACCUGGGUGUCCCGAAGUUGAUGCACAAAAGGAGAAAGUAAGAUUGCGUAAGCUGGGUGACGGCUGUGAUGAACAAAACAAAAUACCAUUCCGCCGUGAGGUUGACGGAAGGACACGCCAGUACCCAACAUUGAUCUUCACCGGUGAUAACGUCAUGUUCUCGGAAGGACUGAGUGUCACGUUCGAAAAUGUGCAAAUUGAUGUGCUUGAUGUGACGGCUGGUAUGUCUCUGUUGUUUUCCAUGUAUUGGGCUUAUAACAUUGAGUAUGUACAAUCUGCUAAACAAACCUUCGCAUUGCUUGAGCACCUGAUGAGUAUAAAAAGAUGCCAGAAUGUUCUUAUCAACAUGCACCUGCAGGAUUAA
Molecule: messenger RNA, 837 nt
Organism: Dermacentor silvarum
Lineage: Eukaryota; Metazoa; Arthropoda; Arachnida; Ixodida; Ixodidae
Exons: 6
Coding region: 1-837 (278 amino acids)
Source: RefSeq, a predicted model, not a curated record